Anopheles maculipalpis is the source of this 1844-nucleotide messenger RNA. It is a transcript of the gene RanBP3, whose product is annotated as ran-binding protein 3. Gene Ontology annotation, cellular component: nuclear pore; cytoplasm. The transcript is spliced from 4 exons. The record is from RefSeq and is a predicted model, not a curated record. NCBI's taxonomy places the organism in Eukaryota, Metazoa, Arthropoda, Insecta, Diptera, Culicidae. Gene Ontology annotation, biological process: protein export from nucleus. Bases 335 to 1843 code for a protein of 502 amino acids. Gene Ontology annotation, molecular function: GTPase activator activity.
GCCUGUCGUGCAGCGUCGUCCACUUUGCCUCUGUUUCCUUGCUUCGAGAUCGUUUUGUGUGUGCGUGCGCGAUUGACGACGAUUGGUGUGUGGAAUAAGUCGGUUUUGAUGCUGACAAAACGUUUUCCCCCAGUACUUUUUAUCAUUAUCCAUUGUCUGCGGUUUCGCAACAACUCUAGCGCUGUUUGCCUUUACCACUGGCAACACCACAAACACGCAUUGCCGAACUUUGUGGCGUACACGAACACCAGCCCUAAUCGUGAGGACAAACAUCCUGGAAGAUUCCACCACCCCCGAGACCUAAGGGCAAGAAAUCUAUCCUGUACAACGGCGAAUGGCGAAUGUUGAAAGAGAAGACAACAUGUUGAAUGAGGAGCAAGAAUCAUCGCAAUCCAACAGUAGCAAUGGCUCGAGUAGUGUGGUGCAGCCGUCCAGCUUCCAGCUGAAAUCAAGCGUCCUACGACAGUCCACCUUUGGCGGGUCAUCGUUUCUCGGUGGCGGUGGCGGUGGUGGUGGAUCAUCUUCGAGCAACAGCAUAUCAUCGUCCCCUUCGCUCGCCGGGUCCGUCGGUGGUACCGGUGGCAGCUUGAGCAACAGCUUUAACCUGAAACCGAGCGUGCUUAAACCAUCACAGCUUACCUUUGGCGGAAUCGGCAGUAUCAAAGAAGGCAAUGGUGCGGCAGAUAAGAAUGGCAACGACGCGGUCGGUAUAGCUUCCACAAAUCCCUUCCUGAAGAUGCAGUUUAGCGAAGAGGAACCAUCGGAAUCGGACGCUAAAGGCAGCUCGGCGGAAAGUAGCAAAUCGGGCACCGAAAAUCGGGACGGUGCCGGUGACAGUAACGCAAACAGCAGCAACAAUAUCGAUCCGUUGGCAAAGCUAAAGAGUGCCUCCCUGCCAAAAUCGAAUCUGUUCGCGAACGUAAAAAAAUCGACGCUCAGUGAAGCUUCGUGCGGUUUCGUGUUCGGUCAGAACGUGCACGAACGUGUGACGGGAGAAAAUCUGAACAACGCCACCAGUGGCAACAAUCUACCGACCACCGGCUUCUCGUUCGCUACAAGUGUUGCGGCCACGUCGGGAGAAAGUGGUGCGGCUGGCGGUGGCACGGUUAAUGCGGCUAGCUCAGGACCGAACGCAACAGGAACCACACCCGGAAACAAGGAAGGAUCAGAUUCAUCCGACGGUAGCAGCCGGGAGCCAAAGGAUCGCGAAAGUCUGGAAGAAGCGGCCCGCCGGUAUGAGGAAAGUCGGGGUGCUCUGAAGCGCAAGUAUGAGGAGGUGGAAACGAUCACAGGCGAGGAGGAUGAGCGGAAUGUGGUCGAAAUCAAUUGCAAGCUGUUUGCGUUUGCCAAGUCCAACUGGGAGGAACGUGGCCACGGUACGCUGAGACUUAACGACAAAGACAACAAUGAAUCUCGCGUCGUGUUUCGACAGUCCGGAAAUCUGCGUGUUUUGAUCAAUACUAAGGUAUGGUCCGGCAUGGUCGCACAACAACCGAGUCAAAAAAGUCUACGUCUAACAGCGAUCGACAGCUCUGGACAGAUAAAAGUAUUUCUUGUGAUGUCCCGUCCAGAUGUGAUUACGAAACUCCACAAAGAGCUGUCGAAGCGCAUCGAAACGGCAAAACAAACGGCCGAGUUGGAAGCGGCCAAGGAAAACAAAGACGACAACAAACCACCCGUCAUUCCGAUCGAUCCCGCCAGCAUAGACGGAGCGGAUGUGGAGGACGAUGGUUCUACCAUACCGGUGCCGGUGGACACGGAAAGUCUAGCUACCAGCGUCGACGCGGAGGAACCGUGUCCGAAGAAACGGUCCAGCAUAACGUCAUCACCGCCUUCCUCUUAAA